UUAAGUUUUGUUUUUCUGAGAAGUUUGGCUACCCAGCAGCGAUGUUUCGGACUAUCAUACGCCGGGCCACCGGGACGUACCAGCCCAUGCCCAGGGACAUGCCGCCGCGGACCAGCCUGAGCUGUAAAGGCAACGUGAUAUCCGAGACGGAACUCGACUACGUCCACAUCCCUCCGGGAGGUUCUAAUUACACAAACCCGCUCCCCGCCCUGGGCACCAUGAACUCUACCCCUGGCCUGGCGACGGAACACAUCCCGACCCCGGGCGCGGCGCUCUCGUGGCAGGCGGCCAUCGACGCGGCUCGCCAGGCCAAGCUCAUGGGCAGCGCAGCCAAUGCCACCAUAUCUACAGUCAGCUCCACGCAGAGAAAGAGGCAGCAGUACAGCAAGCAGAAAAAACAAGGGGCCGCCUCGGCCACGAGACCACCACGGGCGCUGCUCUGCCUCACCCUGAAAAACCCCAUCCGCAGAGCUUGUAUCAGCAUCGUGGAGUGGAAACCGUUCGAAAUCAUUAUUUUGCUGACCAUUUUCGCCAACUGUGUGGCCUUAGCUGUGUACAUACCCUUCCCCGAAGACGAUUCCAACGCCACAAACUCCAAUCUGGAACGGGUAGAAUAUCUCUUCCUCAUCAUCUUCACGGUGGAAGCCUUUCUAAAAGUCAUCGCCUAUGGGCUCCUCUUUCAUCCCAAUGCAUACCUCCGUAAUGGCUGGAAUCUCUUGGAUUUCAUCAUCGUGGUUGUAGGGCUUUUUAGUGCCAUAUUAGAGCAAGCGACCAAGGCAGAUGGCGGCAGCGCUCUUGGCGGGAAGGGUGCUGGGUUUGACGUGAAGGCCCUUCGUGCGUUCAGAGUUCUGAGACCCCUGAGGCUGGUGUCUGGAGUCCCCAGUCUCCAGGUGGUGCUUAAUUCUAUCAUUAAGGCCAUGGUCCCCCUCUUACACAUCGCCCUGCUGGUGCUCUUCGUCAUUAUCAUUUACGCCAUCAUCGGGCUGGAACUUUUCAUGGGCAAGAUGCACAAGACCUGCUAUUACCUGGCGAAUGGAUAUCCAGAUAUCCCCGCGGAAGAUGAACCCUCGCCCUGCGCCCUUGAUAGCAAUAACGGGCGUCACUGUGCCAAUGAUACCGUUUGCCGAUCCGGCUGGGAUGGACCUAAACACGGGAUUACGAAUUUCGACAACUUUGCCUUUGCCAUGCUCACCGUCUUCCAGUGCAUCACCAUGGAGGGCUGGACAGACGUUCUCUACUGGAUGCAGGAUGCCAUGGGGUACGAGCUGCCCUGCGUGUAUUUCGUCAGCCUCGUCAUUUUUGGAUCAUUUUUCGUCCUAAACCUGGUUCUUGGUGUCCUGAGCGGAGAGUUUUCCAAAGAGCGCGAGAAGGCGAAAGCCAGAGGGGACUUCCAAAAACUAAGAGAGAAGCAGCAGCUAGAAGAAGACCUGAAGGGCUAUCUAGACUGGAUCACCCAGGCUGAAGACAUCGACCCGGAGAAUGAGGACGAGGAUAUCGAUGAGGAUAAACCGCGGAACAUGAGCAUGCCAACCAGCGAGACGGAAUCCGUGAAUACGGACAAUGUGGGCAGUGGGGACGUGGAUGAAGAGAGCUGCGGCGUGCGUCUUGCGCACAGGAUCUCCAAGUCUAAAUUUAGUCGUUACUGGAGGCGGUGGAACCGGUUCUGCAGGAGAAAGUGUCGAGCGGCAGUAAAAUCAAACAUCUUCUACUGGUUGGUUAUAUUCCUGGUUUUUCUGAACACGCUGACCAUCGCUUCAGAGCAUUACAACCAACCCGACUGGCUGACCGAAGUCCAAGACACAGCAAAUAAAGUCCUCUUGGCUCUGUUCACCGCGGAGAUGCUCCUAAAGAUGUACAGUCUAGGGCUCCAGGCGUACUUUGUGUCACUCUUCAACCGAUUCGACUGCUUCAUCGUCUGCGGUGGGAUCCUGGAGACCAUUCUGGUGGAGACCAAGAUAAUGUCCCCUCUGGGAAUCUCUGUCCUGCGCUGUGUGCGUCUUCUCAGGAUCUUCAAGAUCACCAGGUACUGGAACUCCCUGAGUAAUCUCGUGGCCUCGCUGCUCAAUUCCGUGCGAUCCAUCGCAUCCCUGCUUCUCCUGCUCUUCCUCUUCAUCAUUAUCUUCUCACUGCUGGGAAUGCAGCUCUUCGGGGGCAAGUUUAACUUCGACGAGAUGCAGACGCGCAGGAGCACGUUUGAUAAUUUCCCGCAGGCUCUACUCACCGUCUUUCAGAUCCUUACUGGUGAAGACUGGAAUUCGGUGAUGUAUGAUGGAAUAAUGGCUUAUGGGGGACCGUCCUUCCCUGGGAUGCUGGUCUGCAUCUACUUCAUCAUCCUCUUCAUCUGUGGCAACUAUAUCCUUCUGAACGUCUUCUUGGCCAUCGCUGUGGACAACUUGGCAGAUGCCGAGAGCCUGACGUCUGCCCAGAAGGAGGAGGAAGAAGAGAAGGAGAGGAAGAAACUGGCCAGGACGGCCAGUCCAGAGAAGAAGCCAGAAAACGAGAUCCUGGGGAAGUCUCCUGUGCCGCCCCAAGAAGAGAGCAAGGAGAAGAUAGAACUGAAAGCCAUCACGGCAGAUGGGGAGUCUCCUCCUGCUACCAAGAUCAACGUGGAGGAAUAUUCUUCCAAUGAGAAUGAGGAGAAGACUCCAUAUCCCAGCCCCAACGAGACCCCAGGGGAAGAGGAAGAAGAGGAGCCUGAGAUGCCUGUUGGUCCUCGUCCACGGCCCCUGUCUGAGUUACACAUUAAGGAGAAAGCCGUCCCCAUGCCUGAAGCCACAGCUUUCUUCAUAUUCCGACCGGACAACAGGUUCCGCCUCCACUGCCACCGAAUCGUCAACAACAACAUCUUCACGAACCUGAUCCUCUUCUUCAUCCUGCUGAGCAGCAUUUCCCUGGCGGCGGAGGAUCCAGUGCGCCACCACUCCUUCAGAAACCAAGUUGUAUUUUAUUUUGAUAUAGUUUUCACCGUCAUUUUCACCAUAGAAAUAGCUCUUAAGAUCCUAGGAAAUGCUGACUAUGUUUUUACGAGUAUCUUUACUUUAGAAAUUAUCCUCAAGAUGACCGCUUAUGGGGCGUUUUUGCACAAGGGCUCCUUCUGCAGGAACUACUUCAACAUCCUGGACCUGCUGGUUGUAAGCGUGUCGCUCAUCUCGUUCGGCAUACAAUCCAGCGCUAUUAACGUAGUGAAGAUUUUGCGGGUCCUGAGAGUUUUGCGGCCGCUCCGAGCUAUUAACCGGGCUAAAGGCCUUAAGCACGUGGUGCAGUGCGUGUUUGUGGCGAUCCGCACCAUCGGAAACAUCGUCAUUGUCACCACUCUGCUACAGUUCAUGUUCGCCUGUAUCGGGGUACAACUUUUUAAGGGUAAGUUGUACAGCUGCUCGGACAGCUCCAAGAGCACGGAGACAGAGUGCAAAGGGAAGUACAUCAGCUAUAAGGAUGGCGACGUCUCCCAGCCCAUGGUCCAAGACCGCAACUGGGAGAAUAGCAAGUUCGACUUCGACAACGUCCUGACGGCGAUGAUGGCUCUCUUUACCGUCUCCACCUUCGAGGGGUGGCCAGAGCUGCUGUACCGCGCCAUCGACUCGCACACGGAGGACGUAGGUCCGGUGUUCAACCACCGAGUGGAGAUUUCCAUCUUUUUCAUCAUCUACAUCAUCAUCAUCGCCUUCUUCAUGAUGAACAUCUUUGUCGGUUUCGUCAUUGUCACCUUUCAGGAGCAGGGGGAGCAGGAGUACAAGAACUGCGAACUGGACAAGAACCAGCGUCAGUGUGUGGAGUAUGCGCUGAAGGCGCGUCCCCUGCGGAGGUACAUACCCAAAAACCAGUACCAGUACAAAGUGUGGUACGUGGUGAACUCGACCUACUUCGAGUAUCUCAUGUUCGUCCUCAUCCUCCUCAACACCAUCUGCUUGGCCAUGCAGCACUACGGGCAGAGCUGUUCUUUCAAGGAAGCCAUGAACAUCCUCAAUAUGCUUUUCACCGGCCUCUUCACCGUGGAGAUGAUCCUGAAACUCAUUGCCUUCAAACCAAAGGGUUAUUUUAUUGACCCUUGGAAUGUCUUUGACUUUCUCAUCGUAAUUGGCAGCGUAGUUGACGUCAUUCUCAGCGAGACCAAUCACUAUUUCUGUGAUGCAUGGAACACAUUUGAUGCACUGAUUGUAGUGGGUAGCAUUGUUGAUAUAGCCAUCACAGAGCUAAACCCAGGUGAACAUGCCCAAUGCUCCUCCUCCAUGAAUGUGGAGGAGAACUCCCGAAUCUCCAUCACCUUCUUCAGGCUCUUCCGAGUCAUGCGCCUGGUGAAGCUUCUCAGCCGCGGAGAAGGGAUACGCACCCUGCUCUGGACUUUUAUCAAAUCCUUCCAGGCUCUCCCGUACGUGGCUUUGCUUAUUGUCAUGCUCUUCUUCAUCUACGCGGUGAUUGGCAUGCAGGUUUUCGGAAAAAUUGCUUUAAAUGACACCACAGCAAUCAACAGAAACAACAACUUUCAGACGUUCCCUCAGGCUGUUCUGCUUCUUUUCAGGUGUGCCACGGGGGAGGCCUGGCAGGAGAUCAUGCUGGCCUGUCUCCCCAACAAAAGGUGUGACCCCGCAUCAGAGACGCACCACUCCAGCGAGGGGGAAUACUCCUGCGGCAGCAGUUUCGCCGUCUUCUACUUUAUCAGCUUCUAUAUGCUCUGCGCCUUCUUGAUCAUUAAUCUGUUUGUCGCGGUCAUUAUGGAUAAUUUUGACUAUCUGACGCGGGAUUGGUCCAUAUUGGGCCCUCAUCAUCUGGAUGAAUUCAAACGGAUUUGGGCAGAGUAUGAUCCAGAGGCAAAAGGCCGGAUCAAACAUCUCGACGUGGUGACCCUGCUGAGGCGGAUUCAGCCCCCGCUGGGUUUUGGGAAGCUGUGUCCGCAUCGCGUGGCUUGUAAGCGCCUCGUCGCCAUGAACAUGCCGCUGAACAGCGACGGGACGGUCAUGUUUAACGCCACGCUCUUUGCACUGGUCAGGACCUCCCUGUGCAUCAAAACGGACGGUAAUUUGGAGCAGGCCAACGAGGAGCUGAGGGCCAUCAUUAAGAAGAUCUGGAAGAGGACAAGUAUGAAGUUGUUGGACCAGGUGGUGCCGCCUGCCGGGGAUGACGAGGUCACCGUGGGGAAGUUUUAUGCCACUUUUCUGAUCCAGGAGUAUUUCAGGAAAUUCAAGAAGCGAAAAGAACAGGGUCUUGUGGUGAAACCGUCCCAACGCAAUGCCCUCUCUCUGCAGGCCGGGCUACGUACUCUGCAUGAUAUAGGGCCAGAGAUACGCAGAGCCAUCUCCGGGGAUCUGACAGCCGAAGAGGAGCUGGACAAAGCUAUGAAGGAAGCGGUUUCUGCUGCGUCCGAGGAUGACAUCUUUAGGAGGGCCGGGGGGCUGUUUGGAAACCAUGUCAGCUAUUACCAGAGUGAGGUUCGGAGUGCAUUCCCUCAGACCUUCACCACCCAGCGGCCUCUGCACAUCAACAAAACAUCGGGUGUGCCGGGGGACUUGGACUCCCCUUCCCACGAGAAGUUGGUGGACUCGACCUUCACCCCCAGUAGCUACUCUUCCUCGGGCUCCAACGCCAACAUUAAUAACGCUAACAACACAGCUCUGGUACGUCUUCCCAGCCUGCCCAGUUACCAGAGCACAGUCAGCACUGUGGAGGGGCAGAGUCGCCCGGUGCGGGCUCAUGGAUCCUGGAAACUUGGCUCCAAGAGUUCCGUGUCCAGGGAUAGCCGUCUGCCCAUCAUAUGCCGAGAGGAGCCAUCGCAAGAUGAGACGUACGAUGCCAGCGAGGAUGUGGAAUACUGUAGUGAGCCCAGUCUGCUCUGCUCAGACAUGUUCUCCGACCGAGAUGAGGAGAGCCGUCAGCUGACUCCCCCAGAGGCCGAGGUGGAGAGAGGGCACUCUCCAUCUCCUAAAAGAAGCUUCCUGCGCUCCGCCUCAUUAGGCAGGAGGGCGUCAUUCCACUUGGAAUGCCUAAGAAGGUACCGGAAUCAGGGGGCGGACACGUCUCCUAAAGCCGUUUUGCCGCAGCUCCAUCUUGUACAUCAUCAGGCGUUAGCGGUGGCCGGCCUCAGCCCUCUACUGAGAAGGAGUCACUCACCCACAGCCUUCUCGCGUCUGUGCUCCACGCCGCCCACCACGCCGUGUUCUCGGGGCUGGGCGCAGCAGGCAGUGCCAGCGCUGAGGCUGCAUGGAGAAUCAGGGUCCAGGGAGAACCUGAACAGCAGCUUCCCCUCCGUGCACUGCAGCGACUGCAGCCUUGACCAAGGCCGUCCGUCCUCCCUCACAGUACCCUGCCUCCCUCGGGAUCAGAGCCGGCAGCACCAUGGCAGUGCUAGCAGUUUAGUGGAAGCGGUGCUGAUCUCCGAAGGGCUGGCGCAGUUUGCUCAGGACCCCCGAUUCCUGCAGGUGGCGACGCACGAGCUGGCAGACGCCUGCGACAUGACGAUAGAGGAAAUGGAGUCAGCGGCUGACAGCUUCUUGAAUGGCAAGCCCAGCCCAAAUGGGAAGCUGUCGCCGUUCAACACCCACAGGGACCAGGGGCAGGACUGCGCGGGGGGCGGGGCGGAGCAACCGGGACUCUCACCAAGCUGCCAGAUCAGCGACGGCGAGCAGGAGGACUGCCGGGUCUAUGUGAGCAGCCUGUAGCCACCAAGCCUCAGAAGGACACAGAACUGUUAAGAUGCGGAAUUUGUCGGAGGGUGGAUGUUUUAGAGGAGUUUUUGGGCUCCUUACUUAGUUUUUUUUUUGUUUUUUUUUCUGGUGUUCCUAAUGAGUUUGUUUCAGAAGUGCCUCACUGUUCUCGUGACCCUGGAGUGACCAGAACAGCGUUCCUCAUCAAUUUUAGUUGGGGUGGGAGGGGGGACAACAUCCAGAGCUGACUUUCUGUUAUUUUGGGGAGAAGAUGACCACCUGGAUUCCCAGAAGGUCUCCUCGCAGAAGAUCCCGCUGAUAAAUCUAACAAGUCUUCAAGGAGGAACCAUCAAGGGACGUGCAAAAAUCUACUAUUUUUUUGUUGUUGUUUUUACCUAAACUAAUGAUGUUUGUUACCCUCUAGGGACCCUUUUACAAAACUAAAACGGAACCUAAAUUCUCGGUUGCACAAUCACAGAGUCUAUCGUACUAGCCAAUAAGACUUUGAGUUUUCCAGAACACGCCCCCCUCCUCCACCAAGUGGCUAUGGAAAAGAGUUUCAUAUCUGACCAAUCAUGUAAGAGAUGUUACUCCUCUUGCCCUUGAGUUUGUGACAUCAUGUGGGUUGGAAUGAUGUCAAAAGAUGAAAGAGAAGGUAAAAUAUUCACCCUGAAGAAGCCCGUACUCAGGACAAAUAAUAAUUUAUGAAAUAAUAUAUAAUUUAUGUUUAUCAAAGAGAAUCAUGGUUGAAGAAAACUUUU
Spea bombifrons (plains spadefoot toad) is the source of this 7399-nucleotide messenger RNA. RefSeq names its product calcium voltage-gated channel subunit alpha1 C (gene CACNA1C). Gene Ontology annotation, cellular component: voltage-gated calcium channel complex; membrane. The coding region runs from base 42 to 6653 and encodes 2203 amino acids. NCBI's taxonomy places the organism in Eukaryota, Metazoa, Chordata, Amphibia, Anura, Pelobatidae. The transcript is spliced from 49 exons. The record is from RefSeq and is a predicted model, not a curated record. Gene Ontology annotation, molecular function: high voltage-gated calcium channel activity. Gene Ontology annotation, biological process: calcium ion import across plasma membrane.